Molecule: messenger RNA, 1078 nt
Organism: Triplophysa dalaica
Lineage: Eukaryota; Metazoa; Chordata; Actinopteri; Cypriniformes; Nemacheilidae
Product: T-lymphocyte surface antigen Ly-9-like
Exons: 5
Coding region: 464-1078 (204 amino acids)
Source: RefSeq, a predicted model, not a curated record
UCCAAAAUAAGACGACAGACAGACUUUGCUCCGCUGCAUUGCAACAUAUCGACGAUACUCAAGAAACAUGGAUUUGUUUAAAACGCUUUCAAUCCUUAUUGAAGGCGGAAUAAUACGAUUUUUACAGCACGGAAUCGCGAUACCGCUCCGAGGAUUUAUAUUUCGCGCACCUCUACUGUGGACGUCUGCUAAAAAGGAUCUCGUUUUGUUCCGAGUGCAGGGCGUGGAAUGGAUUACGUGAUAUUUCAAAAAUGUAUUUUUUAGCAAAACACAAUUGUACUCCUGUGUAUUGGUGAAAGGGUUCAUCUGAAAUCCAGAAAACAGAACAGUAACAUGGAGAAUCGGAGUUUUACCAGAAAGAAGACAAAUCAGUUCCCUAUUGAGCUCUGAGCUGAACAGAAGUGGAUGACUCACACACGGUGUGUUUGGUGUUGAUCCAGAUGAAGUGAAGUCAGUGUCAGUGAUGGAGGGAGAUUCUGUCACUCUACACACUAAUCUAACUCACAUACAGACAGAUGAACAGAUACUGUGGCUCUUUGGACUUCAAGGGACUCGUAUUGCUGAGAUCUAUCAUCAGAAACCCAAGACAUAUGAUACAACUGGAAGAUAUGGAGGGAGACUGAGGAUCAACAGUCAGACUGGAUCUCUCACCAUCACAAACAUCACAAGCACAGACUCUGGACUUCAUGAACUUCAGAUCAUCAACAGCAGAGGAACUGUGUUCAAGAGAUUCAAUGUUUCUGUCUACGACAAUCUGACCGUUCCCAUCACAAACCAAACUCAACAUCUCAACACCACUCAUGACUUUAAGACAUUUCCAGUUGUGAACCGUUUACACGUCUGUGCCAUCACAGCAGCAGCAGUGGUGUUGGUGGUUUUCUUCGUGAUUGUUGUUGCAGUGAAACUCUCCCAAUCACUAAACAAUCAGGGCAAGAAUAGACCCAACAUGGAUGAGGUUUUACCACUAGCAGCCUUAAAAAUUUGUGAAGACAGAUGUCUGAUGUCUUUGAGGAUGCUCAACACUUCUGGAUCUGAUACCAUAAACCAAUCAGAUACAUCUUCAACUGAACUGAACUAA